This is a messenger RNA of Herpailurus yagouaroundi (jaguarundi), 2410 nucleotides long. RefSeq names its product acetylcholinesterase (Yt blood group) (gene ACHE). Bases 294 to 2222 code for a protein of 642 amino acids. The transcript has 5 exons. Lineage: Eukaryota; Metazoa; Chordata; Mammalia; Carnivora; Felidae. Gene Ontology annotation, cellular component: plasma membrane. The record is from RefSeq and is a predicted model, not a curated record. Gene Ontology annotation, molecular function: acetylcholinesterase activity. Gene Ontology annotation, biological process: choline metabolic process; acetylcholine catabolic process.
UGCAAACCCACCCGCGGGGGUUCCGGAAGUUUCCACUGCGGCAGCGGAGUGCGGCCUCGCCCCGCAGCCUUGCGCGUGCCACCACGUUUGGCCUUCUGGGGUGUCCCCGAGUCACCCCCCCCCCCCCCCCCCCCGAGGGUCUUCUUCCGUGGGCCCCCCCUUCAUUUCCACUCGUGAUCUCAUGGUCUCAUCUUCAUUCCCACAGGUGUGCCCUCAUCCCCCAGGAGUGUCGCACGUCACCUUUUCUCCCCUAAGGGGGUCCUCAGCCACACUUUCAACGUGCCAGUCCUCCCAUGCCACCCCCACCUCCCGUGUCGUGGCCAAGGAUGUUCACUUAUUCAGCCCCAGCCCCGACUGAGAGCCUGCCUGCCCUGGCAGCCAUGAGGCCCCCCUGGUGUCCCCUGUACACGCCCUCCCUGGCUGCCCCAAUCCUUCUCCUCCUCCUCUUCCUCCUGGGAGGAGGGGCAGAGGCUGAGGACCCAGAGCUGCUGGUGACGGUCCGUGGGGGCCAGCUGCGGGGCGUCCGCCUAAUGGCCCCUGGAGGCCCUGUCUCUGCUUUUCUGGGCAUCCCCUUCGCAGAGCCACCUGUGGGCCCCCGUCGCUUUCUGCCACCGGAGCCCAAGCGGCCCUGGCCAGGGGUGCUGGACGCCACAGCUUUCCAAAGUGUCUGCUACCAAUAUGUGGACACCUUGUACCCUGGCUUCGAGGGCACCGAGAUGUGGAACCCCAACCGCGAGCUGAGUGAGGACUGUCUCUACCUCAACGUAUGGACACCAUACCCCCGGCCUGCGUCCCCCACCCCUGUCCUCGUCUGGAUCUACGGGGGUGGCUUCUACAGUGGGGCCUCCUCCCUGGACGUGUAUGAUGGCCGCUUCCUGGCCCAGGCUGAGGGGACCGUGCUGGUGUCCAUGAACUACCGGGUAGGAGCCUUUGGCUUCUUGGCCCUACCAGGGAGCCGGGAGGCCCCAGGCAACGUGGGUCUACUGGACCAGAGGCUGGCACUGCAGUGGGUACAGGACAACGUGGCAACCUUCGGAGGAGACCCAAUGUCAGUGACUUUGUUUGGGGAAAGCGCCGGUGCCGCCUCAGUGGGCAUGCACCUGCUGUCGCCUCCCAGCCGGGGCCUGUUCCACAGGGCUGUGCUGCAGAGCGGUGCACCCAAUGGCCCCUGGGCCACAGUGGGUGUGGGAGAGGCCCGUCGCAGGGCCACACUGCUGGCACGCCUCGUAGGCUGUCCCCCAGGCGGUGCCGGUGGCAAUGACACAGAGCUGGUCGCCUGCCUGAGGACACGGCCAGCUCAGGAUCUGGUGGACCACGAGUGGCACGUGCUGCCUCAGGAAAGUGUCUUCCGCUUCUCCUUCGUGCCCGUGGUGGAUGGAGACUUCCUCAGUGACACACCCGAGGCCCUCAUCAAUGCUGGAGACUUCCACGGCCUGCAGGUGCUGGUGGGUGUGGUGAAGGAUGAGGGCUCCUAUUUUCUGGUUUACGGGGCCCCAGGCUUCAGCAAAGACAACGAAUCUCUCAUCAGCCGGGCCCAGUUCCUGGCCGGGGUGCGGGUCGGGGUCCCCCAGGCGAGUGACCUAGCUGCCGAGGCUGUGGUCCUGCAUUACACAGACUGGCUGAACCCUGAGGACCCCGCACGCCUGAGAGAGGCCAUGAGUGAUGUGGUGGGCGAUCACAACGUCGUGUGCCCCGUGGCCCAGCUGGCUGGGCGACUGGCUGCCCAAGGUGCUCGGGUCUAUGCCUACAUCUUUGAACACCGUGCGUCUACGCUCUCCUGGCCCCUCUGGAUGGGGGUGCCCCAUGGCUAUGAGAUCGAGUUCAUCUUUGGGCUCCCUCUGGAACCCUCGCUGAACUAUACCGCCGAGGAGAGAACCUUUGCUCAGCGACUGAUGAGAUACUGGGCCAACUUCGCCCGCACAGGGGACCCCAAUGACCCCCGAGACCCCAAAGUCCCGCAGUGGCCACCAUACACGGCGGGCGCGCAGCAGUAUGUGAGCCUGGACCUGCGGCCGCUGGAGGUUCGGCGAGGGCUGCGCGCCCAGGCCUGCGCUUUCUGGAACCGCUUCCUACCCAAAUUGCUCAGCGCAACCGCCUCGAAGGCUCCCAGCACCUGCUCAGGCCCCGCCCACGGGGAGGCUGCCCCGAGGCCCAGGCCCGGCCUUUCCCUGCCCCUCCUUCUCCUCCUCUUCCUCCUCCUCUCCCGACUCCUGCGGCUGUGACCAAGGCCACUUACCCCUCCGGCCUCAGGGGGCCCCUCCUCUAAUGAGUGGUCGGACAGUGGGGAAGGGCCCCACUCAGGGAUCUCCGACCCAGCGCACCCUCCUUCCUCAAACAGAGAGACUCAAACUGGCCAGUGCUGCGAGGGGGUGGUGACUUACGACCCGUCUCAGGGACCCACACGACUUUG